Dromaius novaehollandiae (emu) is the source of this 4919-nucleotide messenger RNA. RefSeq names its product inositol polyphosphate-5-phosphatase K (gene INPP5K). The transcript has 13 exons. The coding region runs from base 352 to 2001 and encodes 549 amino acids. Lineage: Eukaryota; Metazoa; Chordata; Aves; Casuariiformes; Dromaiidae. Gene Ontology annotation, cellular component: ruffle; cytoplasm; plasma membrane. The record is from RefSeq and is a predicted model, not a curated record. Gene Ontology annotation, molecular function: inositol bisphosphate phosphatase activity; phosphatidylinositol-4,5-bisphosphate 5-phosphatase activity; phosphatidylinositol-3,4,5-trisphosphate 5-phosphatase activity. Gene Ontology annotation, biological process: negative regulation of peptidyl-serine phosphorylation; negative regulation of phosphatidylinositol 3-kinase/protein kinase B signal transduction; negative regulation of glycogen biosynthetic process.
AGCAGGAGAUUAUAUUUCUGCAAACCUACGGAUGGAAGCACAUGAUUGACUCAAAUCAACAAUAAGUUCUUUUAUAUCUUAAGCUUAUAGAAUUAACCAAUUUAAAUCUAUUAGAAAAAAUGAUUCAGUGUGUGCAGCUUUUGUAACAAGGCAUUGAGUGUGGUGGUAGCGCUACAGUUUUUUUCAGCACGGCUGCAUCUGCAUUUGUCCUUUCGGGUUAGAAGCAAUGCUGAAUUUCAUAUGAGUGAAAACUUGAUCUUCAGGACCCUCAGGCAUCUCGCUCUUUGUUUUAUACUUGGGAUUUUAAUGUGUCAGUCCUUCGGAAUAUAGUUGUUCUUUUCUUCGGAGCAAAUGGCAUCCCUCGGUAGUGAAGAUGCAUUUCAAGAUUCAUCAGCCAUCUCCUUACAUGAUUUAGAAAGCCUGCACAACUUCCGCAGCCGUUCUGCCAGUUUCAGCAGCACGGGGUCCAGUGGCCGCUUGCACCUCCGUCAGCGAGUAGCCCAGCUUAUGGCCUGCGUCGAGGACAUCAGCUCAGAUGAUGAAAUUCAUGAAGAAGUAUCUCGCACUCUAGAUGAAGCUUUCCUUAUCUGGGGGAAAAAGCUGAAGGACAAGUGGCAAGAAAUCAGACUGCACAUAGUUACCUGGAAUGUGGGCACAGCUUCUCCACCUCCUGAUGUCACUGGUUUACUUCAGCUCAAUUCACUGGGCCCAGCUAUGGAUAUGUAUGUUAUUGGCUUACAGGAGGUGAACUCAAGGAUCACGAAUUUUCUCUCUGACUUGGCAUUUGAUGAUCCUUGGAGCAUUUUUUUCAUGACUGUACUGUCACCAUUGGGAUACGUCAAGCUCUCCUCUGUUCGCAUGCAGGGAUUGCUCCUUCUGAUCUUUGUGAAGCACGUCCACCUUCCUUUCAUACGGGACAUUCAUACCCAAUAUACACGCACAGGCCUCUAUGGAUACUGGGGGAACAAAGGAGGAGUUACCAUUCGCAUGUCCCUCUAUGGUCAUACAGUUUGUUUCAUAAACUGCCAUUUGCCAGCUCACAUGGAGAACACAGAGCAGCGACUGGAUGACUUUGAGAAAAUUCUGGAAAUGCAGUUUGAAGAGGAGGAUAUUCCAAGUACCCUGGAUCAUGACAUUCUCUUCUGGUUUGGGGAUCUAAACUUCCGGAUAGCAGAUUAUGGCAUACAUUUCGUCCGGGAAUCGAUAAAUAACAGACGUUACAAUCUACUGUGGGAAAAGGACCAGUUAAAUAUGGCAAAGAAGAAGGAAGCAUUUCUUCAGGACUUCAUAGAGGGUCCUCUGCAGUUUAAACCCACCUACAAGUUUGACCUUUAUUCCGAUGUAUAUGACACCAGAGAGCAGAAGUCCCUGUUUUGGUUUAAUGAGAAGAAAAGAAAGCCAGCUUGGACUGAUAGAAUUCUUUGGAGAGUGAAGAGUCUCUGCCAGCGUACGUCAAAAGAAAGCAAAUUAUCUGAAGAAGAACAAACAAUAUCUGUUACUCUGAAUAACUAUAUCAGUCACAUGAGCUAUGGCAUCAGCGAUCACAAACCUGUUACAGGAACUUUUGGGCUUGAGAUGAAGCCUCUCUUAUCAAUUCCUUCUGUCACAUUGAAUCCUGAGGGUGAAUGGAGUGCUGAACAUGAUGUUCUAAUCAGUUAUUCUGCAGUGCCUGAGUUCCCAAGCAGUGCUUGGGACUGGAUUGGACUUUUCAAGGUGACAUUCAAGCAUGUGAAUGACUAUGUUACUUAUGCUUGGGUAAAAGAUGAUGAAAUUUCUUCUAACAAUGACAGUAAACAAGUUUACAUCAGUGCUGAAGAAAUACCUGCUAUGGGAGGAGAAUUUGUGCUUUGUUAUUAUAGCAAUAAUAUGCAGUCAAUAGUUGGUAUCAGCCAGCCUUUUCAGAUUCAGCCAAACAGAAUGUUAAUAGAAAAGGAUCUGGCACAGGAAGAGAUCAGUUGGAGGCAAAAACCUGACAAUCUGGAAUCACAUAAUGAAUUCUGAAGUCAGAAAAGGCAUUUAGUGAUCCUGAUUCAGGAGUCAGAGAUGAUUACCUUCUUUGUCUUAGUACUUGUAGGCAUUUCCUCUUAGAAGAUGGAGUGAGGUAGUGCAAGGGUCCCACAGGUAGGGCUGUUCAGAAACUUUAUAAGCUCAUAGAAGAUAAUUUAUUGUGGAAACAGGUAUUUUUUAGAGUUACUCUCAUCAUAACAAUAAUGUUGCACUGGAUGGGAACCAUAAAAGUAGUUCCUAAUGAAUGCUGUAUGGUUUAAGAUGACAGACAUUUCUAAUCCAAUGACUUAAUGAAAGUAAGUUGCAUUCCAUAACAGGUUUUGGACUUGCUCCUUUUCUUUUCUCUAAAGGAUGUUUUAUUAGCGAUACAAUUCACAGAGCUGUAACCACUUAAUCACUGGUUUCCAAUGUUUGAGUUUAACUGAAGUUAUUUUAAAAAUUAUUUAUUAGAUACAGUUAUCUAGCUUAUUUUAAAUUUUUGUUUGACUUUUAAAUGUAAACUAAUUACCUUUUGGGAAACACAUGUGACAACAGGUCACAUGAAAGCAAAAUGUUUAGAACAUGUAAAUUCUCCUUUGGUAGUAGAAACCCUUUUCUACUGCCUUACUUCUCACUUAUAAUUCUUGCAGGAUUUUCCAUCUUUAAUUCUUCCAGAUCGUGAUAUAUCAAUCAAAAUACACUUUUUCUGAUUUUUGGAUUCUUCUUUUAUAAAACAAUUUAUAUAGCAAUUUGUCUAUUCCCUUUCUCCCUCUAAUUAAAAAAGUAAAAUAAACACAGUUACGCUAAUCACUGACUUGGAGUUAAACCAAGAUCACAUCUUUCAGAAAGAAAUGCCUCAUGUAAAGAAAUGAUUUAGUAUGGGUUAGCAAAGUAGUUCAAGAAGCACUUGACGAAGAGCUAAGUGACAAUGAUACUGUCCUUGUUUUCUGCUGUCACGUUGUAUUUAGAAAGCUGUCACGUUGUAUUUAGACAGCUAAAGCCAUAUUUGAGUACUUCUGUGAUACCAUUCUGCCACAUAAAUAAUUGCUACACUUACUACAGAGAUUACAUGAAUUAUAAAUAGAGAAUUUAAAUGGAACAAGCUCUUUCUUAUGGCAUGAUCCAUGCUACCAAAAAUCAUAAAGCUCUUAAGUUUAUAGCAAUCAGUUUGCAAAAUUUCUGCCUUCCAGAGGUGCUUAUACUUAAAUGUAUCUUGCACGUUGGAGAGUGGAGGUAGAAUGAGAAAGAUCAAGUAAUUAAAGAAAGAAAGAAAGAAAGGUAGUUAGCUUUAGAAAUGGUUUUGUUUGAUGAGGAAAUAGAGAUCUUUAAAAAGGAUUGGAAGUAGCUCUGGACGUUCCACAGAAUCUCAGACUGUGGUGCUGAAAAAGAGCACUGCUUGGUCUCCCAUGUUCUAGAUACAUAGCUUUCAGCUGCCUACCACGUAUGGUAAGUAGGGUUAGUUACUAAUCACUGUCUUGUCGGUUGUGAAUGGAAAAGAGAAAAUUCGGUUCAAGUGGAAGAGAGAAGCAAAGAAUGUUGGUGUGUAUAUUUUGGAGCGUUGCUUGAGAACUGAAUGGAUUCCUUUUUGCUCACGUUCUCAAAGUCUUGGUUCUUUUAGUUAGGAUUCUUUUGGAAGAGAAAGUGAGCAUUCUGUGAUACCUGUUUUGUAUAGAUUUCUGGGGUCUUACCUAUGCUGACAGUCUAUCUAUCUUAGGGUUUCCAUAGUAUACAAACUGGUUAGUUUUGUUGCAAUUUGAAGUUUAAGAGCACCUAGCCUCUGUAAAUUUUAGUUGUAUAUUAGCCUAAUGCUUGGUACUGAGAAUUGUUUCCAGUUGUCUAUAGUGAUGGCAGGUUUAGAGGGUACUGUGUUCAGUGCAUGGAUUAAAACUAUCUUGAGGCUUACACCUUGUACAGUCUUAUUACAUUUUGGAGCAAUAUUAGAAACCAUUUUCAUAUUUGUACCAAUCUCGCAAGAUUUUGUUUUGCACUGAAGCUUUCAGCUACUUUACUUUUCAUGGCAAUUACAUCUUCAGACAAAUCCUUCCUGAAUUGCAAAUAACCUGCAGUUUUUGAGUUCUUGCUCUGUUUCCGAUAUUACUUGUAUGAUUAUAUUACCAUGUUCCAUGCAAGGAGAUUCCAGUGGAGAGCUCAAAGAUGAAAGAAUUGUGGUCUUUGAAUUCCAGACUGCAGCUGGUGACUUACUGUGGACCAAGAUCCAGUUUCUUCUAAUCAGGGUGCAUCUGCCAUUCGUGAACAGCUCAGAGGGGGAGCGGUACAGCCAUGCAGGGGCACUUUACGUGGGCAAGAAACCCAAGCUCCUUAAUGUUGCAUGGGAACUGAUAACCUUCUCGGGCACUGGAGAUAGAAGCUGCAUUUUGUAAACUAAUCCUUUGCACCACAGGACUUUACUGAAAAUGCCCACAGCAGCUGUGAUUAAAUCUGCCUGUGUGUAAGACACUGCACAAAACUGUAUACUCCCUUCUUUAGUGUUGUGCACACAGUAGCAGUCUUAAAUAUUGUUUACUACUGUUACCUAUGGUAGCUUUUCAAAGUAUUCCGUGACCUGUUACCAUGUAAUUUCUGAUGAAAUUUAUCUUUCUUAAAACACCUUUAAUUAGAUGUUAUAAUCACUGGAAGUGUUUUUAUUCCCAUGUUUUUUCUUUUCAUGUACCACCAAAAUAAAUCCUGAGAGUGAACUGUUCUACAUGCUUCUAUUAAUCUGAGAAAAAUGUACUGGGGAGAAGAGGGGGAAUUCAGUCCAUGCAUGGUAGCAGUUUUCUGUGUAAUUUUGAUAUUUUUAAAAUGCAAAUAUAUUUGCAUUCUACAAUACUGUUGUAUUAGUAGUAACAUAUUUGGUAGGGCUUUGGACUGCAAAAGAAGGGCCAAAGACAAAAUUGAUUUUCUUUUGGACAAAUAAAAAUCUUUCAUUUAAA